Ostertagia ostertagi is the source of this 246-nucleotide messenger RNA. NCBI's taxonomy places the organism in Eukaryota, Metazoa, Nematoda, Chromadorea, Rhabditida, Trichostrongylidae. The record is from the annotation of a GenBank genome assembly.
AUGUCGCCGUUCUCAUUUCCACGAGUCCAGCAGUUGGGCGUGGCGUGGGCCUCAUUCACGUUGAUGCUGCUUCAGCUGAUCGUUCUCGCUACCGCACAAUUGUCAGACAACUCUGAACUGCCGGCUAUUCCUAACCGUUCAACUGUCGCCCAUGUCGAUCUUAGCAAAUUCGGCGCUAAUGACGAACAGAAGCUGUUCCGAUACCUUCUGCAGGACUACGACAAAGCUGUACGACCGGUUCUUUAA